Hipposideros armiger (great roundleaf bat) is the source of this 3198-nucleotide messenger RNA. RefSeq lists its product as uncharacterized. The coding region runs from base 362 to 1207 and encodes 281 amino acids. NCBI's taxonomy places the organism in Eukaryota, Metazoa, Chordata, Mammalia, Chiroptera, Hipposideridae. The record is from RefSeq and is a predicted model, not a curated record. The transcript has 8 exons.
GCGGAGGACUCGCUAGCGGGCGGUUUGCGCGCGGUUGGCUCAAGGCGAGGCCGUCCGGGCACUUAAGAGGAACCUGCUGAGGGGACUGAAGAGGCAGGCAGAGGGGCGUUUAUUAUUAGAGACGCCAAGAGGAGACAGCAUCAAGGAGGGAGCGGUCAACUGCAUUGAGUACUGCCAAGAGGUCAAGUAAGAGGACUGAAAAAUGGCACGUAUAUAGUAACAUGGAAACCGUUGGUGGCCUUAGAAAGAGGCAGAUACAUGGAAGCCAGACGAAAAGGCUGGUAAUGAUUACUGGGAAUGAAAUCUGAAGAACACAGAAGGAUGAAAAGAUUUCCAACUACUUCUUAGAUCUCAUGGAGGAAUGGAAGACUUUACGGAAGCUAAACCUUUGGACAUUGGGCCUAUUUCUUUGAGCAGUCAUACAAGGAGUACAGAAUCUAACGAGCUGGAGGAGGAAGCAAGACUACCUACAGUAGCUGUAUCUGAGGAGAAAUAUGAGUUCCACUCAUUUGGCAUCUCACAAACUCCUGUUGUUUCCAAAUUUUCCAAUAAACUUAAAUUCUCCAAAAUAUACCUGCAAAAGAGCCUAUUUGAAGAAUACAAAUUCACUGCUGCUGAAAUACUCUAUGAACUUGAUGAGACAUUGCAGAAAUACGCUGGGUAUAACAUUACUUUCCCUGUGGGAAUUGCAAAUCUUGUGAAUUACAGUUGGCAUGAUCUUAUUGAAGGAGCUUAUAAAUGUGCAACCAAAAACUUAAUGUUGAAGGAACACAAUGCCUUGCAAAGCAAUUGCAAUUCCAAGACCAUAGUUGGCAAAAUCAGCAGCUGUUCAAGAGAAGAGUAUGAUAAGGAGAAUCAUCUGGUGAAAGCGAAAAAAGACCAUCACCAUGUUGCGUCAAGUGAAUCUAUGGAAAAAACAUCUCUUAUCAGCAAAAAGCGGUGUUCCCAGAUUUCCCAGGAUAGCAGUUUACCUGUUGUGUUCCACGUCUCACUGUCAUCCAAGAUCUGUUUAGAAAAUGGUUGGAUCUUUCAACAUCCUUAUUCAAAAUUGGAAAUUCUGAAAUGGGAGACAGUCCUCAGUAUUGCUGUGAAGAAACUACAGGGAGCCAUGAUUCAAAUAAAAACAGAAAAAGUGAACCUAAAAAAAGAGGGAUUCAACAAACGACUUCUGCGUCACUAUAAUGAUCCCAAAGAGGAGGUGAGGUAGGCCACAGUCCCCAAGGUCCCCCAUGUUUCUGGCUGGAGCUGCUGAAGAGGAAGCCUCAGAUGCCAGCAGUCAAACAGGCUGACCCAGAGAUGAAAAAGUUCCAUUAUGCCCUGAUAGAUACGUUCCUCUGUGAUCUAAUAUCCUUGUGAAAUUCCAAAGGGAAAGAAGAAUGGAGGGAGCCAGUUAUGAUGGAAGAGGCUGACAGGUGGGGCGGGGCAGGAGAAGUCAACCUGAGAAAGAGAUUGAGACAUUCUCCCACUUAUAAACAUUACUUUUUUUUAAAGGGAACCUCUGCUUAUAGCCGAUAUUUUUGUUAAGCACCUGAGGACUCAUGUGGUUCAGAGAAAAUGAGUUUUCCUUGAUUCACUUUUCCUGACAGUAGAGAGAACCAGAUGGGGCGUUAGCAUCUAAAGAAUCUAGUUUAGAGAGAAGAAAGAUUUUGUAAUAAAUUCCCAUAAAUCCAAAAUGAAAAAGACCUCAAGAGUCCAUUAUAGUUUGUGGAGAUUGGUACAGCGAGGUUUUGUGAAAUUCUUCACAUAUCUGUACUUACCUCUUAGCCCUCCUUUGCCCCUAUCUGUCCAUAGACAUUGGUGGGGAGACCCAGUCCUCCUGCAGUGUACCGGAAUGACAUCCUCCAUCAAUGCUGAGUAUCAACAGGCGAUUUUGGUGUCCAGUGACUCACCAUUAACAGGAUCAGUCUGACCAGACUCCCCUGUUAUUAUUCACCUGAUUGGUUUCAAAGAAUUUGGGGCUAAAAUGAGGGUGCAGGUAAUGUGAACGUAUGGGAAGAACAUGCAACUGAGAGUCAGGGAACCCAUGUGCUGGCCUGGCACUAUCAUGGUUGUGCUCAGUGAUGAUGGGAAGUUGACUCUCUGGACUUCCGUUGCAUUAUCUGUAAAGAGCUGGUUAAAAUAAUUAAAUAGACUGCAAGUUAACGGCAUUUUAUAUAAGAAUUAUUAACUUCAUUGUUUUUAUCAGUAUCAAUUCCUUAACCUUUAUUUUAUUGAUCCUUCUGGCUAUCUAGCUGUCUGCAAAGCUGUUCUGCCCUCCCUUAGGGUGGUGUGUACACCAACAUAUCCAGUGACUUGCCAAAUCAAGUUAUCCUUGGGACCUUUACACCUUUUGGAUGUGGUAGCAUUUCUUUUCCUAAUGGGUACGUGAGAUUCCAGACAAACUAGAAUUUAUGGGUAAGCUAAGAAGUGAAGGAAGAGCUAAAUCCUGACAAAGGGAAGGAUGGGAAAGCAAUCUUAAAUGGUCAAUCUAAUUGGGAAAUCAGGUAAGGAAAAUGAAACAUACAUGUAUGUGUUCAUGACUAUUCCAUGUACAGACUUGCAAACCAGAACAGGCAAAAAAGCCAUGGGUCUCAAAGAACCCAAUUGUGCCAUCCAUAAGGGACCUAUAUGAAGGCAAGGCCCCAAGGAUGCACAAGGUGGGAACUGAAACAGGGAGACUGCUAUUAAGAUGAGUCAGAUGUUCACUGGGCCUACUACCUGACCCUUUAAGAACUAGAUACACUGGCAGGACCCCUAUUUCACAACCCAUGAAAAGUCUCCUGUCCUUCUAAACAUUGCUAAGAUCUUAGGGUUUAUAAGCUCAUGGUCUCCUCUAGCUUUGACAUCCCACCUCCUCUGAAUCUUGUUCUCCACUCCGUGUCUUGUGUCUGUGGGUUUAUUUUGGCUAUCUCUUGAUUUGAGCCACCUGGGGAAUUUCCUCCUUUUCCUGAUUUUCACGAAAUUUAAAAACUGUUCAUCAGAGGUCUCUGUGAGAGUAGCAGAAUUUUUUUCUGGUUGGAGCCACGUAACUUGGUUUGAGUUACAUAACAUUCCCAUUAAGCAUGACAAGUACAUGAACAAUGUAAAUACUUGGAAAUUAUAUUUAUAUUAUAUUACGUAUAAACAGUGAAGAACACACAGCAGUCUACAUAAUGUUAUAUAGUCAUUUAACAAGGAGUAUAUAGGUAUCACUUUUAUAAUUGAAAAAACAAAUAUUAU